Messenger RNA from Talaromyces marneffei, 405 nucleotides. RefSeq lists its product as uncharacterized. Bases 1 to 405 code for a protein of 134 amino acids. The transcript has a single exon. The record is from RefSeq and is a predicted model, not a curated record. NCBI's taxonomy places the organism in Eukaryota, Fungi, Ascomycota, Eurotiomycetes, Eurotiales, Trichocomaceae.
AUGGCCGGAGGUAACAGUAACAAAAGCGACAAUGCUAUCCCCGAAAACGAAAUAUUCUCCUGCUUCACCGACACCCACGGCGUCAUCACAAGCACCAUGAACGACUUACCCGGCUACAAAAUCACCAAGGUCCUAGGGACAGUCUACGGGCUAACCGUGCGCUCACGCAACUGGGGUGCUGGCCUAGGCGGCAUUGCGCGCUCAGUGGUUGGCGGCGAAAUUCGCGUCUUUACAAAAUUGCUGUAUACGGCUCGCAAUGAAGCUGUGGAGAGGAUGGUGGGAGAGUGUAUGUCCAGGGGUGGGAAUGCGUUGGUGGCGAUGAGGUUUGAUAUUGUUGAUAUGGGCGGGUUUUCGCAGAUUUGUGCUUAUGGGACUGCUUGUCUUGUGGAGAAGUUGGAUGAUUGA